This is a messenger RNA of Aethalodelphis obliquidens (Pacific white-sided dolphin), 1581 nucleotides long. It is a transcript of the gene TMEM106C, whose product is annotated as transmembrane protein 106C. The record is from RefSeq and is a predicted model, not a curated record. The coding region runs from base 176 to 928 and encodes 250 amino acids. NCBI's taxonomy places the organism in Eukaryota, Metazoa, Chordata, Mammalia, Artiodactyla, Delphinidae. The transcript has 8 exons.
CAGUUCCGAAGACCCAAGAGGAAGGUAAACCUGCUGAAGCGGGCAGGUGGCUGGCGGUCCGGCCCGUGAAGGAGCUGCCGGGAGCUCGUGCCCUGCAGAAAGAUGCACGGCCACCAACACGCACUCACUUGCGUCUUUGCAUCCUAGGACAUGACACAAGUGGCACAUCCUGGCCAUGGGGUCCCAGCAGUCCGCUUAUGCUCACCCCCCUUCUUGCAAGCGGAAGAAGGCAGAUGACAGGGAGGAUUUGCUGGCUGAACGGGAGCAGGAAGAAGCCAUUGCUCAGUUCCCAUAUGUGGAGUUCACAGGGCGAGAUAGCAUCACCUGUCUCACGUGCCAGGGGACAGGCUACAUUCCAACAGAGCAAGUAAAUGAGUUGGUGGCUUUGAUCCCACACAGUGAUCAGAGAUUGCGUCCUCAGAGAACGAAGCAGUAUGUCCUCCUGUCUGUUCUGCUCUGUCUCCUGGCAUCUGGUUUGGUGGUUUUCUUCCUGUUUCCACAUUCGGUCCUCGUGGAUGAUGACGGCAUCAAAGUGGUGAAAGUCACGUUUAAUGAGCAGGACUCCCUUGUAAUCCUCGCCAUCACGGCCACCCUGAAAAUCAGGAACUCCAACUUCUACUCUGUGGCGGUGACCAGCCUGUCCAGCCAGGUUCAGUACAUGAACACCGUGGUUGGGUCAUAUGUGACAACUAACAUCUCCCUCAUUCCACCUCGGAGCGAGCAUCUGGUGAAUUUUACCGUGAAGGCUGAGAUGGGAGGACCAUUUUCCUAUGUGUACUUCUUCUGCAGGUUACCCGAUAUCCUGGUGCACAGCACAGUGGUCUUCAUGCGAACUUCAGUGAAGAUUUCCUACAUUGGCCACAUGACCCAGAGCUCCCUGGAGACACAUCACUAUGUGGAUUGUGGAGCAAAUUCCACAGCUGUUUAGAAACUGCUCGUGGUCCUUCCAUGGCAGCACCUGUCAGAAGAGACACAGCAUCUGUUUCCGGGGCCUGAGCCCUGUACCUACCCCAGGGGGUAGAACCAGAGGAGAAAUUGGUUCUCUCAGUCCCCAGCAGACGUUCCUCCUGCCACUAGGGAGGAAAACUCCUCUCUGUAGCGCCAUUUACUUUUCUCAGAACCAGCAGGAUCACUGCCUAGUGCCUAGCCUAUGCACAGCAAAUAGUAGGCACUCAAAGAAGGUUUGAAGAGUUUAACUGAGAUCUUUUCAACUGUUCUUGGGCCAUUAUCAGUUAAAAUCAUGCCAUGGUUCUAGGGUAUCAGACGAUAGAGUGAUCCGGAAAUAAGACGGUCGGUGCGGUUGCAGAACUAUUUUCGGGGCCUCAUCACAGAAGAGGCAGCAGGGAGGGAGCAUUUGGAUACAUUAAAGAAGAAAGCACAGACUAUUCAAUGUGUGAAAUUUAUUCAUCUGCUUCCAAAUGCCUAGGAACUUUAUUAAAGAAAAAAAAAUAACUUUUUUUUUCCUGUAGAAAGUUAAAACUGUUUUUACCAAGAGUCUGUAGGAUCUGAUUUACCCUUCAUCCAUUGGCUGGAACAUGGAUUGGAGAAUUUGGUAGAAAAGUAAACCCUGCUUUUGAUUCA